CGGUCCUUCAUCUGACAACAUGGCGAGUGUUCGUGCCGCGUCUCGUCUCCUCUCUGGGAGGACGCUGUUAAAGUCUAAAACCGUCCCUGCUGUUGCAGUCCAGGGCUCCAGAGACUUUCACUUCUCCAUCUAUGGGAAGAAGAAUCCCAAAGUGUCAGAUGAUAUCUCCACUCAGUAUCCAGUCGUAGACCAUGAGUUCGAUGCUGUGGUGGUCGGAGCUGGAGGGGCGGGACUCAGGGCGGCGUUCGGCCUGUCUGAAGCUGGCUUCAACACUGCCUGUGUCACCAAGCUGUUCCCCACCAGGUCCCACACUGUGGCUGCACAGGGUGGGAUCAAUGCAGCUCUGGGAAACAUGGAGGAGGAUGACUGGAGGUGGCACUUCUAUGACACAGUGAAGGGAUCUGAUUGGCUUGGAGACCAGGAUGCCAUCCACUACAUGACGGAGCAGGCGCCUGCAGCCGUGGUGGAGCUGGAGAACUUCGGAAUGCCGUUCAGCCGCACAGAGGACGGGAGGAUCUACCAGAGAGCUUUUGGCGGUCAGAGUCUGAAGUAUGGAAAGGGAGGUCAGGCCCACCGCUGCUGCUGCGUGGCCGACAGGACGGGACACUCUCUCCUGCACACGCUCUAUGGAAGGUCCCUCCGUUACGACACCAGUUACUUCGUGGAGUAUUUUGCUCUGGACUUGCUGAUGGAGGACGGAGAGUGUAAGGGAGUGAUUGCCCUGUGCAUGGAGGACGGGUCUAUUCACCGCUUCAGGGCGCAGAAUACUGUCAUUGCAACUGGCGGUUAUGGAAGAACCUACUUCAGCUGCACGUCUGCUCACACCAGCACGGGAGACGGGAACGCCAUGGUGACCAGGGCUGGUCUGCCCUGUCAGGACUUGGAGUUUGUACAGUUCCAUCCCACCGGCAUCUAUGGCGCCGGCUGCCUGAUCACAGAAGGCUGCCGCGGUGAGGGAGGAAUCCUGAUCAACAGCGAGGGAGAGCGCUUCAUGGAGCGCUACGCGCCCAACGCUAAAGACCUGGCCUCCAGAGACGUGGUGUCCCGCUCCAUGACCAUUGAGAUCAGAGAGGGCAGGGGCGUGGGCCCGGAGAAGGACCACGUGUACCUGCAGCUCCAUCACCUGCCCCCUCAGCAGCUGGCCACCAGGCUGCCCGGCAUCUCGGAGACCGCCAUGAUCUUCGCUGGAGUCGACGUCACCAAAGAGCCCAUUCCCGUCCUGCCCACCGUUCACUACAACAUGGGAGGGAUCCCCACCAACUACAAGGGACAGGUGAUCACCCACACCGAAGGCGAGGACAAGGUGGUGCGGGGACUGUACGCCUGCGGAGAGGCGGCCUGUGCCAGCGUCCACGGCGCCAACAGGCUGGGCGCCAACUCCCUGCUGGACCUGGUGGUGUUCGGCAGGGCCUGCGCUCUCACCAUCGCCGAGGAGCACAAACCAGGAGAGCAGCUGUCCCCGCUGCAGCCCAGCGCGGGCGAAGAGUCCGUGGCCAACCUGGACAAGCUGCGGUUCGCCAACGGAUCUCUGAGAACCUCGGAGAUCAGACUCAACAUGCAGAAGACCAUGCAGGCUCACGCCGCCGUCUUCCGUACCGGCUCCGUUCUGAAGGAGGGAUGCGAUAAGAUGGACGCCAUUUACCAGACCAUGGACGACAUCAAGACGUUUGACAGAGGCAUCGUGUGGAACACAGACUUGGUGGAGACUCUGGAGUUGCAGAACCUGAUGCUGAACGCUGUCCAGACCAUCCACUCUGCCGAGCAGAGGAAGGAGAGCAGAGGAGCACACGCCAGGGAGGACUUCAAGGACCGGGUGGAUGAGUACGACUACUCCAAGCCUCUGCAGGGCCAGGAGAAGAAGCCCUUCGAUCAGCACUGGAGGAAGCACACCAUGUCCUACGUCGACCCCAAGACCGGAAAGGUGACGUUGGAGUACAGGCCAGUCAUCGACAGCUCUCUGAACGAGCAGGACUGCGCUCACGUCCCUCCGGCCAUCCGCUCCUACUAAGAAGACGUCCUCCGGCGCCUCCCACCUCUUCUCCUCCCACGUCCACAUCACUUAUCCAAGUCUCAUUUAACUCUUAUUUAAGUCCAUACAUUUUCUGUACUCUGACAUUUUAGAGGGAAACGCUCCCAUUUGCACCACUGUACCCAAUCAGAAUUGCUAAAUACAAAAAAGUGAAGCCUUUUGUGUGCCCUGCCUGUUCCUGUCCUUCACUUGUGUUUUGCCUCGAUUCGAUCUAUUUACCGUAGAUGGAUUUCAUGAGGGUUUCCGUGAUCUUUCACGGUGUGUCAGCUACUCUGAGACACUCCAGAUUAAAAGGCGGCUGAGGGACGUUGGGUUUUUGGCUGGGGAAUAGUUAAACUGCUGCACCGCUUGAGCUUGGCUUGGCUGACGUUAUCACUCUCGUUCGCUCGGCGUGCGCUCAUUGGACUCAAGGCUCGGGUUGAGAGAAGAGACGACGGAGCUGAUUGUAAUUUGAAAGGCACUUGCAGUGGGAAUAGCUGCAGAGGGAAGUUUAAAGUCUGUAAAUAUUGCAUAAAUGUACAAUAAAUAUUGUGAGUUCUGUGUAUGUACUGGUGAGCAUACAGGUUCGUCUCUUCAUCGCUCUCUGUGGCCUUCACUUGGAUAGUAUUUACUCUUGUGUUACAUGCAAUGCGAUCAACCACCUAUCACGGCUCACGAUAGAUGUUUGAAGAAGCUGAAGUGAUAUUCUCAAUGGCACCUUUAGAAGCUGCUUUCUCCAUAGAUGAAGUGCACAGAGUCAUGUUAUCAGGUGUUCAUCAAGUGUUCUUCAAUAUUCAAUUUAUCAUUCUGACUCUUACUACAUAGCCUUGAAGUGGCAGCAGAGUUUGUACGGAAGGUUUUCCGUUAAGAACCAGCAGAACUGUAUGUGUGCGGUAGCGUUCGACAGGCAACUGAAAUUCACCACCUUCAGUAAAUAAACUAGAAGCAUGCGCUCUGUGUUUCAGCUUGAAAUGCACAACUAAAAUCACUCGCCGUGCUUCUUGUAAUCGAACAGUGACGGGAUGACUUAAUUUAUUUGCCUGUUUGGGUUGAAAAAAGUUGAUUUUAUUUGCCAUUUGUACUUGUUUUCUUAUGUUGAAUAAAAUGUAGGCUACUCAUACUGUA
Molecule: messenger RNA, 3133 nt
Organism: Salarias fasciatus (jewelled blenny)
Lineage: Eukaryota; Metazoa; Chordata; Actinopteri; Blenniiformes; Blenniidae
Gene: sdha
Product: succinate dehydrogenase complex, subunit A, flavoprotein (Fp)
Exons: 15
Coding region: 20-2008 (662 amino acids)
Biological process (GO): tricarboxylic acid cycle; mitochondrial electron transport, succinate to ubiquinone
Cellular component (GO): respiratory chain complex II (succinate dehydrogenase)
Molecular function (GO): flavin adenine dinucleotide binding; succinate dehydrogenase (quinone) activity; electron transfer activity
Source: RefSeq, a predicted model, not a curated record